Molecule: messenger RNA, 1814 nt
Organism: Conger conger (European conger)
Lineage: Eukaryota; Metazoa; Chordata; Actinopteri; Anguilliformes; Congridae
Exons: 5
Coding region: 60-971 (303 amino acids)
Source: RefSeq, a predicted model, not a curated record
UGGAGCUUCUACGUGAUAUAGACUUGCCUGUCUCUUUUCAGCAGGCGCAUUUGAUCAGGAUGUUGUCCCCUUACACAUCGUGUCAUUUUUAUCUAAUUCUCAUACUUAUUAACUCAUGGACAGAUGCUGUGACCAUAACAGAGGCUGUGAACAUCACUGCAGUACGUGGAAGCUCUGUCUGUCUCCCCUGCUCCUCAAACCUGUAUGCUGGUGCUACAGUUUCAGUUAAAUGGGCAAAGACUGGAAGCCCUGGAAGACUGUGUGAUUACCGUAUGGUAAAUGGCGCAGUGGAAACAAAUUCAAUACAAUGUGAACACCAUGUAAAUGCAACAGAGCAAGUAUCUAUGCUCUGCCUAACUGGAGUCAAGACCAGAGACGCUGGUUAUUAUACCUGUUCAGUAACGGCAUCCAUACCCCCACCAGCGAUUAGCAGAUGCUAUGAGGUGAAACUUCAUAUAGAAGUCAUCAGAACAUGUGACCUGAUGCAGCCUCCUUAUUUGACCGCUUCAGUUCCACCACAUGUCGUCAUAGAACGAAAGACGACCAACAGAUCAGGCUGCUUUUGGCUACUGUGUGAGCUGAAUGGCAUGGAAUCAGCACAGGUGAACUUCACCUGGAGCAGAAAUGGAGAUGGCAUACCUGAAACAUCCAGUUCCCUACACCUGUGUACACCUGACUGGAGUGAAGGAGACAUCUUCACCUGCAGCAUAAGCCAAUCCUCCAAUUCCACAGGCCUCAGUGUCAGCAUCACCAUCACACAGUCAGGUGAGAACUUUUACCCAAUUUCCCUGGUUCUCAUUUCUGUGGGCACGUUGGUCGGGUCUCUGAUUCUCAUCUGCGCACUAUUCCGUUUCUGUAAAUUUAUCCAAAAGGGAGAAGCUGCAAGUGAAAACCCAGUGGACACAAGCGUCUUUACCAACUGCACUUAUACAAUGAGACAGACACAAGAAAAUCCUUAUCUGUGUAGAUGACCCUAUCUUUUGAGUAUACAAGGUACUGAUUUUUGAUUUCUGUUGUAAUAUCAUUGUAAGAGAAAAGUACUUUUAGUGAGCAAGCGAUCCCAUGUGAGUACUUUUAUAUUGAAAUACAACAUAUUGACAUGCACUAUGACCUGCCUGCAUAUGCGCGCAAUUCGAAAAGUUUCCCAGAAUUUAUUUCUUCACAUGGAUUGUCUCAAACUGUAUGGAACGGAAAGUUUGCUCCCUUUUACUGAAGAGAUUACAAGCUCUUACGGUGUUGUUGGUGCUGUUACGGUUGUCAAUCUUUAAUGAGUGUUUAUGCUUUCAUAGUAAGGUCUAUAGGCUACGUUAAAACCAAGUCUACUCAGUUUCAGGAAUAAACGCUAUUUUUAUUGCACAAACAACAUCAGUCUUUGAGCCGUCUUUCAGUGGAGCUAGCUACACUGUGUCUCUCAUUGAAUCUGCUCUUGGCAUAUAUUAUUGCUUCUUCCUGGCAUACUGCACGUCUCUGGAACAGUUAUUUCAUUACACCAUUACUGCAUUUAAUAUUGUAUAUAGUAUGCAUAAACUUUACUUUGGUAUAGUUGUGCUUGUCCUCUUGUCACAGAAAGGCAGUUGUGCUUUGUAUUUUAUAUCCAUUUAAAAUGUUUCUCACUUUAUACAUGAUAUGGUUUGUAUAGUAACCUGUAGUCCUUUGAACAUGUACUUGGAUCAAUGACCUUAUGGUUGCUCAGUGCUCUUACACUCACAUUAGUUGCAGAUUUGCAGAAACCUCAGUUUAAGAAAAUGGCUCUGAUAUUGCUCUUGGGUAUUGCUGUUUCCCUGGGACCUAUCCAAUAAACAAAGUUAUUUUAA